Chelonoidis abingdonii (Abingdon island giant tortoise) is the source of this 1359-nucleotide messenger RNA. It is a transcript of the gene DDX20, whose product is annotated as DEAD-box helicase 20. The record is from RefSeq and is a predicted model, not a curated record. NCBI's taxonomy places the organism in Eukaryota, Metazoa, Chordata, Testudines, Testudinidae.
CGCGACAAGAAAGAAGUCUUUGCUGCUUUGACUGAAUGAGCUGCUUUUUCUUUAUUGGUGCAGAACCUGUACCCACCGGAUUGAUGGAGCUUGCACAGUGGGAUGUAGAGGUCACAGCUAUUGCUCAUUGCAGAUGCUUCAGUGAAUGCUCAUAUUUGACCCAAAGACCAGAGAGAGCCAGUGCGCACACACACACAUAAUAUAGCUGUGCUCCAGAUCCUCAAUGUGAGCCUGCUAUUCCAGGUGAAAAUUCGUCCAUGUCCGACCAGAAGGUUUCAAACAAAGAGCUACAUAAGGACUGCCAACGAUCUGCAAAUGCAUGAAAAAAUAGCAAGAGUUCAAAGACAUUAAAAUUUCAACGCCACAGCGAGAAUGAAAUGGCAGCGGCUUGCAAAACCACUGAACAAAAUAGUUGUAAUCACAUCUGGACAAGGAACCUUAAAAUGCACUCCCCAAAAUUUUGCUGUCACUGUGUUAAGAACCCACGCCUUGCCAUUCCAUGGAGCUUUGCAGUUCUGUUGAAGAAUGAAUAUUCAUUAAAGAAGGGUUGGAGAAAAGGGUUGAAUCAUAAGAGUUACGCAGGCCUGAGAGCAGUACCGCACCCUAAAAAUGGUGCUUUUGAAAAGAGGAUGGAAGAGACUAUGCACUCAGUAGCAGACAGUGUCUCAUUUAGGGACACUGAUAAGAUGUAAACUCAUACAGUCCAGAGCUCCUCUCAUAAGGGAAACAAGUCAUACUUUGAAGCCUCUUCAGAUACUCAAGGAGAGGAAGAUUGGCUUAUUAUAGAUCAGCUCCUCUAAACUAUUCCAAAGCGUAAGCUGCUCCUGAGCCCAGUGGAGCACCAACAGAUGCACAAUCCAAAGCACAGUCAGGUGAAAAAGAAGUGUGUAACAGAGAAUUCCAACGAUGUGAAAAGCCUUCACCAGCAACCCAUCUUCCAAGGAGGAGCCCAGAAAGACUAUUCUAACAGCACUCAGGAUGAGAGCUCUCCUGGCUUCUAUGACACUCAGAAUUAUGAAGAUACUGGAGUCCGAUUACCGAGCAUGCAGAGUUAUUACGCUUCACCUCUUUACUAUAGGAAAUUUCAUAGGUUUAACUGGACUGCUUACACUCACCACUCUCUCAUCUCAGGAACUGCUGAGAGUGAUUGUGUGGUAGAGCAACUUCACUGCAGAAGGACUAAUUUACAAGAACUAUUGUCUAAGCUCAGAAUUGUACUUAAAAAAAUAGACUGUUUUUAGACUGAAGUAAAAAUGUCUUUUUUGUUAAUAAAUUCUUUCUGGGUAGAUGUUUAAAUGCAUUCCAUUGAAUUGGUGUUGCAACAGAUAUUUGUCAAUAAAUAGAAAUGCUUGUCUUAUA